AUGAAGAUUUCUCUACUCUUUUCUGUUUCUGCGCUGCUUGGCGCCGUGAUAGCGAUUCCUGUCAAUGGCAGCAGACCGGAGGUGACCAUCGAUGACGUUCGCGGGAACAUCCCCGAAGAUGCGGUGCUCGGAUUCCUAGACCUCAGUGAUGUGGAGGGACUGGCGGUCAGGCCUAUUCAAACCGAGGAGCGUACCGGCCUGCUAUUUGUUAAUCGGCAGCUCGCAGAGAAGGGCACCGAAGCCGCUAGCUCACAGGGCAGUCCGAAACUCGAAAAGGACAUCGCAAGGGUGUACAAAAGGCUCAUGGAAUAUGGUCAUCGCAGAAUUUUCCCUGCGAUCGACCUAUGA
Messenger RNA from Eremothecium gossypii ATCC 10895, 348 nucleotides. RefSeq names its product AFL062Wp. Gene Ontology annotation, cellular component: extracellular region. Lineage: Eukaryota; Fungi; Ascomycota; Saccharomycetes; Saccharomycetales; Saccharomycetaceae. Gene Ontology annotation, biological process: mating. The record is from RefSeq and is marked provisional. The transcript has a single exon. The coding region runs from base 1 to 348 and encodes 115 amino acids.